AAAAGGGAUCCAGGAAGCAACUUAGAAAAAGGAGUCAUCUAUUCCUAAGGAACUUAAUCCUCCUCACCCCAAAUCACAGGGAUGAUGGAAAUGGCUCUUCUCAGGAUGGAGUGAAAAUAGACUCAAGAUUCAGGAAGAUGACACAGGAGCCUUGAGAACGAAGACAUUCAGUGAACCACAGGGACACCUAGCAAGAGACCUGAUGAGGAGGUGAAUGAGGGCCACAAGGAGGUCACUGACCUUGUGGUCCUGAAGCCAACGUGUGUUUCUUUGCAAGAUUAUCUUCAGGGACUGGUGAAGGCUGGACACAUCAGCCAUCCAGGGAAAAGGACACGUGUACAUGAAGAUGGCCAUAUGAGCCAGGAGAGAGAUGAGGAACAGCUCACCUCUUCAGAACUUCAGCAAGAUGAAAACCACUCACUCCAUAACAUGCCAGGACUGCGACCAAGCUGCUUAAAGAAGCCCCAUGUGCCACGCCCUUGCUCUGCAGCUUCGGGAGACCAGUGGACCUGGAGAAGGAUGACUAUCAGAAGGUGGUUUGCAACAAUGAGCACUGCCCUUAUAGCACCUGGAUGCACCUGCAGUGCUUCUAUGAGUGGGAGAGCAGCAUCCUGGCACAAUUCAACUGCAUUGGCCGGGCUCGCAGCUGGAAUGAGAAGCAGUGCCGUCAGAACAUGUGGACCAAGAAGGGCUACGACCUGGCCUUCCGAUUCUGCUCCUGUCGCUGUGGUCAGGGCCACUUAAAGAAGGACACAGACUGGUACCAGGUGAAGCGGAUGCAGGACGAGAAAAAGAAGAAGUCUGGAUCAGAGAAGAACACAGGGAGGCCCCCAGGGGAGGCUGGGGAGGAGGCAAAAAAAUGCAGGCCCCCAAACAAGUCUCAGAAAGGCCUGAACCAUGAUCUCCCCCGACGACAUUCCAUGGACCGGCAGAACUCCCAGGAAAAGGUCGUCAGUGCCACAGCCUAUGGUGCCCGUUCCCCUUGUGGCUCCCCUGGCCAGUCCCCACCUACUGGCUACUCUAUCCUUUCCCCUGCCCACUUCAGUGGUCCCCGCUCCUCCAGAUACCUUGGGGAAUUCUUAAAGAAUGCCAUCCAUCUUGAGCCUCACAAAAAGGCCAUGGCUGGGGGCCACGUGUUCAGAAAUGCCCACUUCGAUUAUGCUCCAACUGGGUUAUCUGUUCACAGGGGGGGACACUUUGAUACCCCUGUACAGUUCCUACGGCGGCUGGACCUCUCUGAGCUCCUCACUCACAUCCCCAGGCAUAAGCUGAACACUUUUCAUGUAAGGAUGGAAGAUGAUGCUCAAGUGGGCCAGGGCGAGGAUCUACGGAAGUUCAUUCUUGCAGCCCUCAGUGCCAGCCACAGAAAUGUUGUAAACUGUGCUCUGUGCCACCGGGCACUACCUGUCUUCGAACAGUUCCCUCUGGUGGAUGGAACUCUGUUCUUAAGCCCCUCAAGACAUGAUGAGAUCGAAUAUGAUGUUCCUUGCCACCUUCAAGGGAGACUCAUGCAUCUGUACGCAGUAUGUGUGGACUGCCUGGAAGGGGUUCACAAGAUCAUCUGCAUCAAGUGUAAGUCACGGUGGGAUGGCAGCUGGCACCAGCUGGGCACCAUGUACACCUACGACAUCCUGGCUGCUUCUCCCUGCUGUCAGGCCCGCCUGAACUGCAAGCACUGUGGGAAGCCAGUGAUCGACGUGCGGAUUGGCAUGCAGUACUUCUCUGAGUACAGCAACGUCCAGCAGUGUCCACACUGUGGGAACCUGGACUACCAUUUCGUGAAGCCAUUCUCCUCCUUCAAAGUUCUCGAAGCUUAUUGAUGAAAGCUUUGCUUUAGUAAUAGCUAUUUUAUUGAUAUUAUUACUUUAUUACAUAUCUUUUAUAGGGAAACAUUCUGUGACAUUAAUUUCUUUUCUAAUUUAAAGCAGAGUUACUUUGUAUGUGUGCCACUAAAAUGGGGACUGCCCUUUUCCCUGUCUUGAUUCCCAAAUGUUAGUCUUUGGUCAGGACCAGAUAGAUGAUCGAGUGAGUUUGGGUAGGGGUUUACUCUCACCAAGAGUCUGAUGCAGCUUUAAGGUUGUGGGGAGGAUGGCAUGGAUUUAGGAAGGGGAUUAUGUGGCUAUAAACUAAAAGCCUGAUAGGAGUUUGGAGGGAGCUCUUACUAAAAUGUUAACUAUAAAGACCCGCUUUUAGAUCCUCAGUGGACCUUGGGGAAACAUAUGACAAGUGAAUGUAAGUCUGAGCCUGGAGAGCAAAAUAGUGUAUUAGGCUUUUGCAGCUUAGUAUUCUGCAGCACAUAUUGACAUGCAAUUUACUCUGACAGAUGAUUUGAAAGUGGACAUGAGUGCUGUUUCUUUCACUGUUGUAAUUUAACAGUCAGUUUUCUUACUGAAAAUAAUACCCAAAUUAUAAGAUAUCACAGUUGUUGGUGUUGCAAAUAUUUUUAGGUAAGCUGACCUGUAACAGAGACUUGUGAAAUGAAUUUGGAAAUGAUGUACACUGAAUCAAGAGGGCAGAAAGGCAAAACUUUGAUCAACUUCUAAGUCAAGAUUCAAAUGACAAACUAGCUCUUAAGGAUAAUCCUUACAUAACGUGACUUGGAAAGUAAUAGUUUAUAUAGGUUGCACUGUUGAAAAUGCUGUUUGGUACAUCCUUUUUGCAGGAAAUCUCUCAGUCACAGAACCUAAUGGGUAAGCUUCAGAACCAGUUAUGACAAACUUACUUCCUCAUAAUACCUCAUAGCCACACUUAGCACAUUUAAAACUGAGUUUCCAAAAUUGAAUAGUUGAUCUAAGGAGGGAAAGAAAAAAAUUGAGAGAAUGAUGAAGAUAAUAAUUUUGAUACUUCUUGUUAAGGUGCGUUUCAUUUUGGAGAAUCACUAUAGUACAUAAUGAUAUAUCUCAAGAUCUCUAGGAUACUUUAUUUCUGCCCCCCCCCAAAAAAAAAUCACAUACAGAAUUUUGGGCAUUCCAAAAUACAACUUUUUGUUCAUUAUAUCUUGGUGAUUUAAUACACUGAUAUGCCAUGCCCUGGUAGAAUUGGAAUUGAAAAAUUAUUUCUCAUAAGUGAAUUUGAUAAAAUUAAGUUAUAUAUAUAUGUGUAUGUAUAUACAUACAUAUGCUAAAAGAAUACUAAAAAUAAUAAUCUUAUGAAUAGCCACAUUUGGGGUUGGUGUGAAUAUUUUAUAUUACUCAUUUGGUUGAUACCAUUUUUUUUCUCAGUGUGUUUUUUCUUUUUAGAAGUAUUUAGGCAUUGCAAGUGAAUUUCAGUUCUACUACAUGAAGCAUUUGAUGUUUUGUUUGAUUCAAUACAGCAUUGAAGAACCAAUGCAUUCACUUAAUAUUCUUCAACUUUCAAUUGUGAUGAUUGUUAUUUGGUUUUCCGCUUCUGAUUUGGUGUCUGAUGAUCUGAAAACUCUUUCACAGUGGAAGGAAAUGCUCAAAAUGCUUACGAGAAGCAGAAAAUCAAUAUUGGUCAGACGGUGUUUGAUGCAGCUUCAAGAGGUCUAUAGGACAUAGCCUUGAAAGUUUCUCUUUGAUACACAAAGCUGUAAUUGUGAAUUAACUAUUUCCCUAUUGGUUCUCUUAUGCACCAAGUAUAAGUUUCUCUUGUCUUCAGAGAACCAUUUGGAUUUGAUAUCUGAAUUUAGAAUAAAUGUUAAAAUAUUUGUAAUGCAAUUCUUUAACUCACCUACAUUUUUCUAGUGAAACCUGUUUAUUGUUAUUGUAAAAGUUGAUCUAUAUACUGCAUCAGCAAACUCUUCAGUUUCAAACCAUUGUGGGUGUAGUGAAUGCUACAUUCACUGUUUUCUCCUUAAAUUGUUUUCUAUACUCUGAAAAGUAAGUAUGAUGAGGUUUCACUAUAAUUAAGUAAAAAAAAUUUUUGGAUGUUAUUUUGGUGGUUAAGUCAGGAUUCUGUGGAUGUAUUCAGUCAUAUACAAAGAGAAACUGAAUAUCUUUUGCCUUUUCAACAUUACAUUUUUGUCUAAAAGGAAAAAUUGGGCCAAUUUGAGAAGAAAAUAUAGUUGAGUAUGCAACACCAUAAUGAUAAAUAUCUUUUUGGGAUCUGCUGACCUUAAUGUUUUCUCCAAGCUUUUCCUGAGUACCUUGAUGGCAAUUGGGAUAUGUCAAGAAAGAUUAUUUUUGUUGUAGGUAGGACAUUAAAGGAUAUCAGUCACAAGGAGAUCCAGUUUCUGUCUUUCUGAUGAGCAGUAUUCAAUAACAUAAAGGCAGUCUUAAGAAUGACUAAUAAUUUCAAAGUGGUCUUUUAUCUGACAUUUUUGUCACUUAUUUUUAAGAGUUCCAUACCUUGAACUAAUUAUCUGCUUUAGUUUAGAGAGAAGACAAUUUCUCAUUGAUCAUUUUCUCUUCAGACCAUCUUAGCUCUGUACUUUCUUCUGGUUACAUCUGAAGCAGUUAAUUAUACUGGGCUUUUACCUAAUAAAAGAUAACCAUUGUGCUAUGAAAUUGAGAUAUGGGUAUGUUUUCCCAUUCUAAUUACACAGGAACAUCCUCAUGCACCUUUUAAUAUCUGGUUUUUGUAAAAGAAGUUAAUUUUCUGAAUAAAAUGAAUUUUUUUAUCUGGGGAAAAUUAAUUCAUCAAGAAAAAAUAUUGUUAGGUGUUUAAACACUAAAACUAACAGAUCCAUGCAUAGCUUAUUAGACUACAAGAAUUAACUUGCUGAAAAUUUUCAUUUAGUCCUGCAAGACCAAUGUUCAGUCGUCCUAAGCCCAGCCCAGGUUGGUAACCCCAGUUUGCUUUUUCUAUUUAGUUUCAUGGUAACACCUGUUGAGCAGUUUUAGUUGGAGGUUGGGGAUAGAUAUGAGGAGAAAGUGCCCUUGUUUAGUGUUUGGGUUCCAAUAAGAUGCUGCCUAAGCCAUUUCAUCUCCAUGUCCUGUUUACUUUAUUAUUAUUCCAGAUAAUUGGAAGAAAAUAAAACAGGUGGGCACCAUCAAAACCAGCUCAAAACAUAUUGUUGGUAAAGAUCUCUUGUCAAGAUAUUUUGGAUUGCACUUUUUUUGAGGGAAGACAGUGUAAAUAGUUGAAGAAUGUUAAUAAAAUUGAAACAUUUGGUUAUGGAAUUGUGUGUGGUGUUAGAGGGUUUCUGUUUGUGAAAUGUAUGUAUUAAAAUAAAAAUUUCAGAAACUAA
Molecule: messenger RNA, 5149 nt
Organism: Ictidomys tridecemlineatus (thirteen-lined ground squirrel)
Lineage: Eukaryota; Metazoa; Chordata; Mammalia; Rodentia; Sciuridae
Source: RefSeq, a predicted model, not a curated record